Lagenorhynchus albirostris (white-beaked dolphin) is the source of this 567-nucleotide messenger RNA. It is a transcript of the gene BCL2L10, whose product is annotated as BCL2 like 10. Gene Ontology annotation, biological process: regulation of apoptotic process. The record is from RefSeq and is a predicted model, not a curated record. NCBI's taxonomy places the organism in Eukaryota, Metazoa, Chordata, Mammalia, Artiodactyla, Delphinidae.
AUGGGGGACGCGUGCAGGGAGCGCACAGCUAGGCUGCUGACGGACUACGUGGAGUACUGCGCCAGCGAGCCCGGCACCCCCGUGCGGGCGCCGUCCACGCCCGAGGCCGCCGUGCUGCCCGUGGCCGCCUGGAAACAGAAGACCAACCUGCACUUCUUGUCGCAAUACCGCGGCUUCCGCGGGAACCGCGUCGAGCUGGUGGCCUGGAUGGCGCAGGAGCUAGUCGCCAACAACCGUGGCGGCCCCAGCUGGGGCCGCGUGGCAGCGCUCGUGACCUUCGCGGGGACGCUGCUGGAGAGGCCGCCGCGGGGGGCCCUUAGGCGGAAGAAGACGGAGAAUGAAGACGUUAGCAGAGACUGCCUUCCUGUGGCCUUGCUGUGUGCUCAGCUCUCCGGACGGCACCGCGCCUGACUGAUGGCGAACGGCGGCUGGGUGAGCGCGGCGGGCGUGGGGACCCGGGGCGGGUGGGCAGCCCGCGACGCGCCCACGCGGCCGGCGCCCGGAGGGACCCUGCGGCGACAGCCCCGUGGGGCGUUCGUUUCAGCAGGCCUGGGACAUUCGUGGUGA